Messenger RNA from Triticum urartu, 2318 nucleotides. RefSeq lists its product as uncharacterized. The record is from RefSeq and is a predicted model, not a curated record. NCBI's taxonomy places the organism in Eukaryota, Viridiplantae, Streptophyta, Magnoliopsida, Poales, Poaceae.
CCUGACAGGCUGCCGGCGGCACGGCCCCGUCCUCCUGGCUCACCCGUCAGGUUCCCCCGCUUUCCAGUCCGGCGUCUCCGCCGCAGAUGGUGAUCCCGCGCCUCCGCGCCAUGCCCUCGUCCGGUAGUCUUAAGGUCCUGGUGGCGCCGCCGCGCGUCGACAUGCCGUUCUGCGGUGCCUCAGUCACUGAGGCACGGGCCGAACGUCGCCGCCUCCGUCGCUAGUGCCUCGCCCGCACCAAGAUCCCAUCGCCGGCAGAGAUGAGACGACUCUAUGCCUCAUUGACCCAGGCAGCGGCACAGCAACUUGCCCGAAGAACGGCGGCUCCAAAGUCUGCACGCGCUGCCUUGACCACCAGACCAGCGGCAGGGCAACUUGCCUGCAGAAUGUCAACGGUAUGGGCGUACGGCAUGCUGGGCAUGGUAUGAACAAAUUAACCCCUCAUCAUGCGGUCCAUCCAUUCAAAUAUGACGGGUAAAUCAAGCUUAUGCAAAUUGUCUACAUGAAAAUAGCGGAAAGGUUGACUUGCGGCCAUGUCAGAUUGGCACGCAGUCUCGGGACUGAGAUAUCAACAUGUGCCAAGAGCUCAAGAUACCUCCAAACCUCUGAAUCCAUUGCAUCUAUCCGGCUAGUGGCAGGUUAGAUAGAGACGUAGAGUGUUUGACUGGACUAUACCAUCCAUUCCACCACAUGGUAUGAGCGCAUGCCUUUCCACUUGAUGAACACAAAUUAUGGGCUCUUGGGUGAAGGUCAAGGCAGCUGGGUGCGCGCGUGAGACAUGGAAGUCCUCUCUGCAACACAUAUAUAAACACAUGAAUCCCGGGGCCAGGAGGCAUCCCUCAAUCCUCACCCAUCAAGCUCUGCUAGUAGCGGGCUAGAGAGGAUGGCACUUGCUCCCCGGUCGUCUCUGCGCUCCCUGGUGCUGCUCAUGUCGCACGGGAAGCCACGGCUGAGCUCUUUCUUCUCCUCGUCCUCCGCGGCCGGCACAGGCGUUCCGCCGGCCACCCCAGGAGCCGAUGCUCCGGCCGUCCAGCCCCCAGUUACUCCAUUGUGCUUUGCAGCUCCUUCAGGCCCCAAGCUCCCUGUCGAGGAAGAGUUUGUUCUUCACCCAAUUCCUGGGGUUCUACGUCCACGUCCGUGUCCGCACCCACCUGGAGCCGUUGAAGAUGUAACCGACAAGGCUUGUCUGAACGCCCCUGAAGAUCCUAGCAGUGCACACCCAACUCCUGAUCAGGGUUCAUCUAGCACACCUGAACCUGUAUCUGACAAGCCUCCCUGGGAUAUCUCUGAAGAUCCUGGACACCCGGUUCUUGAUCCACCACCUCCACGUCCACCUCGCAGGGGGCGUCGCGCUGUGACCGACGAGCCUGCGCGUUGCGCCCAGGAGCAUCCCAAGUACCCAGUUCCCGACUGUUCAAGUGACAAGGUCUUCUCCUACUGCUCCUCUGCCGUUCCGCCGCCGGCUCCAGGAACUUGCACCCCGGCUGCCCCCGACGUUCAGCCUCCAGUCACCCCAGCUCUGCCAGAUCGUUCAGGCCACAAGCUCCCCGAUCACGAAGAGUUAGUUGUUCACCCACUUCCUGAUCCAUCAGGUAACAGGCUUAGCCCUGUAAUCGAAGAGCCUGCCCGGUGCACCCUGGACAACCCCAAAUACCCAACUCCCGGCAGUUCAAGCCACAAGCUCCCUGCUCACGAAGAGCUCGUUAUACACCCACUUCCUGGGGGUCCACGUCCGCGUCCACGUCCACGUCCACGUGGAGCCGUUAAAGAUGUAACCGACAAGGCUUGUCUAAACGCCCCCGAAGAUCCUACAUACCCAACUCCUGAUCAUGGUUCAUCUAGCCCGUCUGUGGACUUGUUGGAAGACCCUCUACAUCCGGUGCGUGAUCCACCAGGUAGGCCGUAAUCGAUGCAGUGCACCCAGGAGCAUCCCAGGUACCCAGCUCUGGACAGUCCAAGACGAGAUCUUUCAGACUUAAUUCGCCAAGGAGAAAAAAUAUCUUUCAGACUGAAGUUCAGCAACCUCCUGACGGCUCACGAACCGGGGUUUAAUUUACAGCCUGCAAACGCUGGAUCACCGAAGAUAGCGAGCAUCCAAGCUGAUGCAAACUAGCAUCAACUCUACUAAUAUUGUGUCACAUAGGAUAGGAGAAAAAACAGGGCAGCUUUCCCUGGCUUCUGCCCGUGCUGGGCUGUAUGUACUGUGACUCAUAAUUUUGUUGUGAUGAAUCCUUGUGUUGUGAGCGGGGAGAAAAAUCCCGGUGGUUACUGACUAGUUACUGCUGCGAUUUUGUAAUCCCAAAUUCCCAAUACAUGCU